CCCAUAAACCCUUCGCCAAGAAAUAUUACACACAAAAAGCAAUUCACAACAACUUUCCAAUUUUCUUUCAACUGCCAUUAAUUUUGGUGUUUCAAGUUCUGGUUUUAGUGAUCGUCAAAGAAGAUGAUGAGUCGUGGAGCAACGACUGUAGUCCGAUCAGUGAUGGGUCAAAUGGGUCCACGUUUGUUUUCAACCGCAGCUGGAAACGCUUCCAUUACCGGUGUGAUGAGAGCAAACGCUGGCCUCAUCGGAUCUGAAAAGGCGGUGGUGACAUGGUGGAUCACGUCGUCUCCGAUUGGCGCUCGCCAUGCGAGUACGAUGACAUUGGGGGAGAAAGUACAGCAGCCGGAUCAGAAGGAAGAGGCAACUGGUAGCGGCGGCGCAGCCGCCGGUGGUCAGAAAGGUAAAGAGGUCGUCAGUUACUGGGGUGUACAACCACCUAAAGUUACGAAGGAGGAUGGUUCAGAAUGGAAGUGGCAUUGCUUCAGGCCAUGGGAGACAUACCAAGCAGAUCUCUCGAUCGAUCUAAAGAAGCACCAUACUCCGACGACGUUUUUGGAUAAACUAGCAUACUGGACUGUCAAAUCUCUCCGUUUCCCUACCGAUGUUUUCUUUCAGAAACGAUAUGGAUGUCGAGCAAUGAUGCUUGAAACCGUCGCCGCCGUUCCCGGAAUGGUCGGAGGAAUGCUCCUUCACUGUAAAUCCCUCCGACGUUUCGAGCCCAGUGGUGGGUGGAUCAAAGCUCUAUUAGAAGAAGCAGAGAACGAAAGAAUGCAUCUAAUGACUUUCAUGGAGGUUUCCAAACCAAGGUGGUACGAACGUGCCCUGGUUUUCACUGUUCAAGGCGUCUUCUUCAACGCCUACUUUCUCGCAUAUCUUGCUUCUCCUAAACUAGCGCACAGAAUCGUGGGAUACCUUGAGGAAGAAGCAAUUCAUUCAUACACUGAGUUCUUGAAGGAGCUUGACAAAGGAACCAUUGAAAACGUCAAAGCUCCAGCAAUUGCUAUCGAUUAUUGGCGUCUUCCUGCUGAUUCAACUCUUCGUGAUGUUGUCAUGGUUGUGAGAGCAGAUGAAGCUCAUCAUCGUGAUGUUAAUCACUUUGCUUCGGACAUUCAUUAUCAAGGACUUGAGCUUAAAGAUUCUCCAGCUCCUAUAGGAUACCAUUGAAGAAGAUCCAAAAUCUGAUCUAAUAAUUUUCCUUUUGGUUUUAUAACUCUUGGAUAAACGUGAUUGUUCUAUAAUCUUGUACAUACUCUAUGGUGGUUUAUUGUUGGUUUAAUAUGAGAAUCUUGAUGUUAUAAA
Molecule: messenger RNA, 1302 nt
Organism: Lactuca sativa (garden lettuce)
Lineage: Eukaryota; Viridiplantae; Streptophyta; Magnoliopsida; Asterales; Asteraceae
Product: ubiquinol oxidase 2, mitochondrial
Biological process (GO): alternative respiration
Cellular component (GO): mitochondrion
Molecular function (GO): alternative oxidase activity
Source: RefSeq, a predicted model, not a curated record